AUGGCUAUUGAUAAAUUGAAUGCCCUGUCUGACAUUGAAAGGCAACGCCAAGCCAAUAUUGCCGAGCAGAAAGCGCUGCUGAAGGAGUUACAACUCACUCAGCCCACAGGGAAAUUUGCGAGUGCGGGCAAACCAGCGAAGAGUGACUCAACGAAGAGCAAAAAAAGAGCUGCACCAAAGCGGGUGAAAGAGGAAGAAUCCCCCACUCCACGACGUCAAUCGUCCCGCCUGCAGGGACUCGCUGCCGACAGCGAGGUUGCCAAGCGUAAGGCUGAGGAACAAUAUGAGGCGGCCAAAGAAGUCGAACGAGUCAAGAAGAUCAGACGUACAGAUUCAUUUACCCAGAAUGACAUGUUCGUUGCCGGACAGAAGCUCAGCGGGGACAGCCUGAUUGGGAUUGAUGUCGUCAACAAGGGUGUUGCGGAACCAUAUCUGCGAACAUUCGGGGAUGAAGAAAUUGAGAAAACCACUGAUAAGGGUCUCAAGGCUCUUCGCGAAGAGAUGAACGGAUUGCAAUUAUGGGAUAAAUGGGAUCCACAGAGGAUCAAGAUAACCCCCGAACGAGUGUAUACCAUGGCCUUUCACCCCUCCGAAACAAAGCCUUUGGUAUUUGCGGGUGACAAGAUGGGACAUCUGGGCAUUCUGGAUGCGUCACAGGAGAAACUUGAGGUGAAGCAAGAGGAUGAUGAGGAUGAUGAUGAUCCUGACCCCGUUCUCACAACCCUCAAAAUUCACACGCGCACGAUCAGCUCGAUGACAGUUCACCCUUCGAAGCCAACCAGUUUGUACACAGCGAGCUACGAUAGCUCAAUCCGCGAAUUGGAUUUGGAGAAGACGGUAUCGGUCGAAACCUACGGGCCAGAGUCAACAAACAUCGACGAGGCAAUUUCCGCCAUCGAUAUGGCUCCCGAUGAUCCCAAUGUCAUUUAUUGGUCGACACUUAAUGGUGGAUUCGCACGUUAUGAUGUACGUACCCGCAAGAACUCAGUAUCAUCAUGGCAAUUGUCUGAAAAGAAGAUUGGCGGUUUUACGUUGUGUCCAUCGUCUUCGCACAUCUUCGCCACCGCCAGUUUGGAUCGCUUUAUGCGACUGUGGGAUCUACGCAACCUUUCAUUCGACGAACCAGAGCCAGUUGCAGAGCAUGAGAGCCGCCUCUCAGUCUCACAUGCUGCAUUCAAUGGCGCGGGUCAGAUUGCUACGUCCUCCUACGAUGAUACCUUGAAAAUCUACGACAUGGGCCCUAAGGGUAUCUCCUCAUGGGCAAAAGGCCACACAGUGCCUGAUCAAGAAUUCCGCCCUGAUACUGUGGUCAGACACAAUUGUCAGACAGGUCGAUGGGUUACAAUCCUGCGACCCCAAUGGCAAUUAAAUCCGCAGUCUCAUAUCCAGAAGUUUUGUAUCGGCAAUAUGAACCGAUUCGUUGAUGUGUACAGUGCCGGUGGUGACCAGCUUGCCCAGCUGGGUGGCGAUGGCAUCACUGCUGUUCCUGCCGUAGCGGUCUUCCAUCGCAGCAAGAAUUGGGUUGCUGGUGGUACUGCCAGCGGCAAGCUGUGCUUGUGGAUGUGA
Penicillium pulvis is the source of this 1566-nucleotide messenger RNA. RefSeq names its product WD domain protein. The coding region runs from base 1 to 1566 and encodes 521 amino acids. Gene Ontology annotation, cellular component: nucleus. The transcript has 3 exons. Gene Ontology annotation, molecular function: DNA binding; protein binding. The record is from RefSeq and is a predicted model, not a curated record. NCBI's taxonomy places the organism in Eukaryota, Fungi, Ascomycota, Eurotiomycetes, Eurotiales, Aspergillaceae. Gene Ontology annotation, biological process: regulation of DNA damage checkpoint.